GGCGGUCUGACGCAUCGAGCUCCUCCUUUGGCUGUCCACAGACGAGCGGCGGCUCUCGCGAGACUCAGGUGCUCGCUGCGGGAAGAGACCGAGGGGAAGCUGCGGAUACCGGACCUCAGGCCCGAGAGACUGGACACCGAGCCCAUCGGCUGUGUCUCCCUCUCUGUGCGCACAUGGACCGCUGCGACCUUCGCCCUCUGCCUGCAGCCCUCAUCUUAGGGCUGAUACUAGUUACCUGCGGCCUUCUCCCGGGACUGGCCGACGGCGCUCAGAACGCUGGGUUUGUCAAGUCGCCAAUGUCAGAAACUAAACUAACAGGGGAUGCCUUUGAACUAUACUGUGAUGUGGCUGGGAUCCCCACACCAGAGAUCCAAUGGUGGUAUGCUGAAGUCAACCGGGUUGAGUCUUUCAAACAGCUGUGGGAUGGUGCACGGAAGCGCCGAGUCGCCAUUAACACAGCCUAUGGGACAAAUUGUGUGAGUGUGCUGAGAAUAACUCGUCUGACACUGGAAGAUUCUGGCACCUAUGAGUGCCGGGCAAGCAACGACCCCCGAAGAAAUGACCUGAGACAAAACCCGGCCAUAACAUGGAUCCGAGCCCAGGCCACCGUAAGCGUCCUACAGAAGCCAAAAAUCAAUGCCAGCGAGGAAAUAACUAUAAAGAAAGACAUUGGCACUGUUUCGUUGCAGUGCAACCUUACCCAGAAUGGCCUAGGCACAGUGCAAAGCACCUUCUGGACCAAAAAUGGAGUGGAGAUUUCUGAAACUCUGACACUGUCUCCAACCAGCAAUAACAUGGAGCACAAAAUCUUAAAACCAAAAGCUGACGAUUCAGGAGAAUAUCAAUGUGUAUUUACUUUUGCUGGUUCUCCACCUGUCAACGCUACUAUUGAAGUGAAAGCUGCUCCAGAAAUCACUGGGCACAAAAAGAGCGAAAACAAGAAUGAGGGACAAGAAGCUGUUAUGUAUUGUAAAUGUGUAGGAUAUCCUCACCCAGAAUGGACUUGGCACAAAUUGGUUGAUGAUGUGUUAUUAGAAGUAAAUAAUGAGAGUGGACGAAUCUUUAUCGCUAACAAAGGUAACUACACUGAAUUGAAAAUCAUUAGCCUGGACAUCGUUAAAGACCCUGGAGAAUACCAGUGUAAUGCUACCAAUUCUGUUGGCUCUGUAAAAAGUACCACCAUCUUGCGUGUACGCAGUACCUUGGCUCCAUUGUGGCCUUUCCUUGGCAUUCUGGCAGAGAUAAUCAUCUUGGCGGUCAUUAUUGUGGUGUAUGAAAAGCGCAAAAGACCAGACGAAGUGCCAGACGACGAUGAACCAGCUGGACCUAUGAAGAGUAACUCUACAAACAACCACAAAGAUAAGAACUUGAGGCAACGAAACACAAGCUAAAUAAAUCUGAGAUUUGUGGAUUUGACCAGACAACAAAUUAUCCUUUUAAAGAGCUCACAUUGCUAUGAAAGUCUAUCUUAAGACUUCAAUAUUCCUUUUUUGUGUGUGUUUUUUUUUUUUUCUUCAUGUGACUGAGGGUACAAAACUAUUUUUUUAAAGCAUGCCUUAUAUAGCCUCCAUGGAGACUAAAAACUGAUUGGGUAUUAAGGAGCUUCAAAAAUAGAGUGCAUAUGCAGCUUUGUGUGCUGUGGCUUUUUUUUUUUAAUCACUUAAGAUUAUAUAUAUAUAUAUAUAUAUAUAUAUAUAUAUAUAUAUAUAUAUAUAUAUAUAUAUAUAUAUAUAUAUAUCUUAUUACACACAUACACAAAAUGUAAGCCUUCCAACGGGAUAGUAGAGGCUUGGACAGCAGGUUUAUUUUAUAUAUUUUUAUUAAUUUUUUUCCAUAUUUUUUUUUUUCUGUAUAUUUGGCAUGUAUCUUAAUUGAGCAGAAUGCAUCCAUUGUAAUGAAAGUAUCAUGUAUUUUUUAAAGCUGAGUAUUGGAUGGCUUGUGAAUGUUGUAGCUGCCAUAUGACAGUCAGAUGAAGCAUCGUUUCAAUGACCCUGAACAUUCUAAAAAUUAUUCAAAAAAGUUUCCUCAAGCAUGGAAUAGCUUAUUUUAUAACUCAUACGGUGGCGUCCUAGGGCCUAAUGUAUGUCACAACGAUUCUUGAUUUUUUUUAUAUACAAUAUACAUCUGUCUGCUCUGUUUUGUACUGGAAUAUCAUGCGUUGCUUCACCAAAUGUCCAGUACUUUGUACUGAAGAAGGCUUAACAGGAAUGUUUUGGCUGUAUAGUUACAAAGUAUCAUUAUGGCUUUUUCUCUGAGAAGUUAAAUAUCUAAUGUAAAUGUUAUAAGCAACCAUUCACAGAAGUACUUUUAAGGGGUUGUCCAGGUUCAGAGCUGAACCUGGACAUAACCUCUUCUUCACCAUCUAUGAGUGGAGCAUCAAAGCACUAAUGAGCUGUCUUUAGCGCUGCCCUAGCCUGUAAAACAUUGUAGGGCAGCGCUAAAGGCCACCUAUUUGUGCCGGUGACAUCACCGGGCUCACUUCUAAGUCGAAGUCUCUGCCUAGCAUACCCAUGUGAAGCCUGGUAUGUCACUGGUAGUAAAGAAGAAGCACUUGUACAUGGUAAAUAAGUGAAGAGGAGGUUAUGUCCGGGCUCAGCUCUGAACCAGGACAACCCAUUUAAGGCCUAGCGUAACUGGAUGACAAACUGAUUUGACUUAGUGCAAAUAUUUAAAAUGACCUGCUAAAGAUAAGAGACCAUAUUGAAAAAUUAGGUGGGAUGCUUUAUAAGUGAACAUUGGUUCAAUCAUGUAUAUUCUUCAAUCCUUUUGCACUGUUAUGUCAAAAUGUACAUUCAUGCAGGCAGACUUUUUAUAAGUUAUAUAUAUAUUUUUUCUUUGGGGUUUUUGUUUAAUUUGGGUUAUUUAAUGAGAUUUUACAUUUGUUCUUUAAAGCAUGGUUCUAUUCUAUGCAACUAGAUGUAAAUGUGUCAGUAUAUCAAAUAUGUAAUAUCUCUUACUGGGCAGAGGGGUGGGGGAAUGUUCUAGUUGCAUGAGCCCAUGGAUUGUGCAAUUGAAGUGUAAUAAUGUGUGUGGAAAAUACACUUGUUGAUACAAUAUAAACAAACUAAAACAGGAA
This is a messenger RNA of Bufo gargarizans (Asiatic toad), 3076 nucleotides long. It is a transcript of the gene NPTN, whose product is annotated as neuroplastin. Gene Ontology annotation, molecular function: cell-cell adhesion mediator activity. The transcript is spliced from 9 exons. NCBI's taxonomy places the organism in Eukaryota, Metazoa, Chordata, Amphibia, Anura, Bufonidae. Gene Ontology annotation, cellular component: axon; plasma membrane. The record is from RefSeq and is a predicted model, not a curated record. Bases 174 to 1391 code for a protein of 405 amino acids. Gene Ontology annotation, biological process: axon guidance; dendrite self-avoidance; homophilic cell-cell adhesion.